UUUAGUUACGCUUGUUCGGGAAAGGCGGUAGAACUAGAAGAUCCGAGACCUCCCUCCUUCCAUGAGGAUUGAGGCGUUUUUCUAAAACCUUCUCCCUCUCACUCUCCCUGGUUCUUCCUCUUCAUCUUCUUCAGCAGGAGGAGUCGAGUCUAAUCGCCUUGACAUCUUCGUGAAUACUGAGUGUAGUGGCUGCGGCAAGAGGUUUAUUCGGAGGCAGUCCAAGGACAUCUCACUCUUCGCUACGACUUCUGUUUUUGAAGCUUGGAAAUGGCGGGAGAGAGACCGAAGUGGGACGGGUUGCUGAAAUGGAGUCUCUCGCACUCUGAGGGAACCAGAACUACUCGGAAUUUGAGUGAGGAGGAUAGAAAAUGGUUCCUAGAAGCAAUGGAAGGUCAAACAGUUAAUGUUCUCAAGAGAAUGAAGGAAAUUACUCUUGUUAUGAAAACUCCAGAGAACAUUUUGGAGACUCAAGGUGUGACAGCUGCUGAUAUUGAAGGUAUGUUAGAUGAGCUGCAAGAACAUGUUGAGUCAAUAGACAUGGCUAAUGAUCUGCAUGCAAUAGGUGGGCUGGUACCUUUACUAGGUUACUUGAAGAAUUCACAUGCUGGAAUUCGAGCAAAAGCAGCUGAAGUGGUAACCACUGUUGUGCAAAACAAUCCUAGAAGCCAGCAACUUGUGAUGGAAGCAAAUGGGUUAGAGCCUCUUAUGUCGAACUUCAGUUCAGAUCCAGAUGUCACAGUCCGGACGAAAGCACUUGGUGCAAUAUCCUCUCUGAUUCGUCAUAACAGACUAGGACUCUCUGCAUUUCGACUGGCAAGUGGAUAUGGUGCGCUGAAGGAUGCUCUUGGUACAGAUAGCAUAAGAUUUCAAAGGAAGGCCCUUAACUUGAUCCAGUACUUGAUGCAAGAGAAUAAGGCCGACUGCAUGGUGCUCUCAGAGCUUGGUUUUCCUCGCAUGAUCAUGCAUCUAGCAGCAAGUAAAUCGGCAGAUGUUCGUGAAAGUGCUCUUGGUAGCCUUCUUGAGCUGAUUAAAGGGGGUGGUAUGGGCAUAAUAAGUGGUGCUAGUGCUGAAGAAGGUGAGGAGUUAAAGCAGAUCCUCCAGCAGCGCAUUGAUGGAAUCAUCACAAUGGCUCCCGAUGACCUUGGGGCUGCCAGGGAAGAGCGACAGCUGGUGGAUUUGCUUUGGCGGGCAUGCUACAAUGAGCCAUCAUUGCUACAAGAAAAAGGAUUGGUUGUGCUUGCUGGAGAGGAUGAACCAGCGCCUGAUGUCGCAGGCAAGAUGUUCGAACCACCACUUCGCAGAUGGGUAGCCAAACAAAUAUCAGAUGAAAAGAAUUAUGACCCUAAUCCAUUGUUCCUAGGUUAUGCACCUCCAACAGAAUCUCACGCUGAAAAUGCGAAUAAUGAAAAUGAUGGUGCUCCAUGAUGCUAUACCGAGGGAGGUUAAGCUGGUGAAAUCGGAUUUAUCAGUCUCGAUUCUCACCUUAAUGGUUUCCCCUUUGUCAGGAGGGCAAGAUGAACGGCAAAUGGAGAGAAGCCCAGCCGUUGCAUCGCGGAAAAUUUUAAAGGUCUGUAGUUCUUCCGAGAGAUCUUCGACACUGAGACACUGCCAGUGGGACAGCAUCCAUUAUUUUGCUGGGAAGAUAUGAAAAUAUUCGAGCAAGUUCAUGGCUUCUCGUGGGGCAUUCUAAGGGAGGCGAGCCUCUAAGUUGGCGUCAAUUAUUGAUGUGGAACUUGUGUUCCCAAAAUCUCCACGUAUGCGGCGUUCCGGUGGUCUCUACUUUGAGUGGUAGAUGGCUUCCCUGCGCCUGACUCAUGCUUUAUGUCUUCCUGGUUGAAAGGGAAAGAGCAACUUUGCUUCUCGUCUUUUUGCCUUUGUUCCCUUUUGCUCCUAACCUUUUUCUUCGUCUUUAAAGCUUUAAUUUUUCUUACUCUCUGGAUUUUAACAGGAGGGCGCAAAACAUUAUGGUAAUACUUGUAACUCAGCUGUCCACUGGGUUUGGAAAAACUAUUUAGCUGCUUUGCUGAAAUGGGAAAA
Messenger RNA from Nymphaea colorata (pocket water lily), 2037 nucleotides. Its product is annotated as hsp70 nucleotide exchange factor fes1-like. The coding region runs from base 268 to 1425 and encodes 385 amino acids. Lineage: Eukaryota; Viridiplantae; Streptophyta; Magnoliopsida; Nymphaeales; Nymphaeaceae. The record is from RefSeq and is a predicted model, not a curated record. The transcript has 7 exons.